AUGUCCACCCCCUCCACCCCCGCCCUCAUCCCCAAACCACAAACCCUCUACUUCGCCUACGGAUCCAACCUCUCACACGCACAGAUGCAAACCCGUUGUCCAGACUCAACAUAUGUAGGCAUGGGUAUAUUGCAAAACCAUCGCUGGAUUGUGAAUCAGAGGGGCUAUGCAAAUAUUGUAUUCUGUGGGGAUUCUGGGGUUCAGUCGCAGUCUGAUUUUGAUGCUGGAGAGGGAGAGGGAGAAGAUUCUGGAGAUGAGAAGGAUUUUAAGAAUGAGAAUGAGAAUACAAAUGGAAAUAUAAAUGCAAAUGCAAACAAAAACCCCUCCACCUCUACCCCCAGAAAGUUCGAAGCAAUACACUUCCCCAACACACAACAAACAGCAGCCAAUCUCCUCUCAACCCCCCCUCAAAAUCCUCAAUCCAACGUCUACGGGCUCCUCUACACGCUUUCCCACCGGGACGAAUGUCUCCUCGACCGGAGCGAAGGCGUCCCCUUCGCAUAUACGAAAAUGUAUCCUCUGAUCACCCUCCUAUCCGUUUCGCCAUUACUUGCUGCCCCCACAAUUUCAUUUCUAUUAUCUUUAUUUCCGGGUUCUGUUUCCGGAAUUUCGGGUGCCGGGUUGGCCUAUCCCUCUCUCCUUCCAUACUCACCUUUCUCUGCACGCUUUCCUCCUCCUCUCUCUCCCCCCGCCGCCUCCCAACCAUCCCAACCAUCCCAACCAUCUCCAUCCCUCCAAAUCCGCGCACUAACCUACAUCGAUACCCAGCGUAUCACCCCCUCGGCUCCCAAUCCAGAAUACAUCACGCGCAUGAAUCGCGGGAUCGGGGAUGCGAUUUCCGAGGGAUUUCCUCCAUCAUAUGUACGGGAUGUAAUGCGUCUUUGCAUUCCCGCUCGCGAAGAGAAAUAG
Molecule: messenger RNA, 909 nt
Organism: Botrytis byssoidea
Lineage: Eukaryota; Fungi; Ascomycota; Leotiomycetes; Helotiales; Sclerotiniaceae
Exons: 1
Coding region: 1-909 (302 amino acids)
Molecular function (GO): gamma-glutamylcyclotransferase activity
Source: RefSeq, a predicted model, not a curated record